Elgaria multicarinata webbii is the source of this 14111-nucleotide messenger RNA. RefSeq names its product bassoon presynaptic cytomatrix protein (gene BSN). The record is from RefSeq and is a predicted model, not a curated record. Bases 1 to 12084 code for a protein of 4027 amino acids. Gene Ontology annotation, cellular component: axon; cytoskeleton of presynaptic active zone; glutamatergic synapse. NCBI's taxonomy places the organism in Eukaryota, Metazoa, Chordata, Lepidosauria, Squamata, Anguidae. The transcript has 12 exons. Gene Ontology annotation, molecular function: structural constituent of presynaptic active zone; metal ion binding. Gene Ontology annotation, biological process: presynaptic active zone assembly; protein localization to synapse.
AUGGGCAACGAGGCCAGCUUAGAGGGCGGGGGAGCCGAGGGGCAGCUGCCCCCCGGCACCGCCGCCGGCCCCUCCACGUCGCCCGGGACCGCCAAGCCGCCUUCAGCACCAGGCAGCGGCGGACAGCUCCCCCCGGGCAGGGCUCCAGUCGCCGCACCGGGCCCCGCGCAGCCGCACGGACCCUCCGCCAGCACACCAAGAAGACCAGAUCAAUCAGACCCCUCCUUUGGACAGAGAGCAGCAUCCCCAUCCCUGAAACAGGCCGCUCAGACCUGUGAAAGCACAAAGGAGAUGAGGAGCCACGGGCAGAUCCCUCAACAGGCUGAUGGGCCAAGGAGGACUCUCCAAGUGGACAGGAGGGACCAGAGAUCAGGACGUUCACCAUCUGUGUCACCCGAUCGAGGUAGCACCCCUACCUCACCUUAUUCUGUCCCGCAAAUUGCACCCCUUCCCAGCAGCACUCUCUGUCCUAUAUGCAAGACAACAGAACUCACCUCCUCUCCUAACCAGCCAAACUUCAACACCUGUACACAGUGUCACAACAAGGUCUGCAACCAAUGUGGAUUCAACCCCAACCCUCACCUGACUGAGGUGCAAGAAUGGUUAUGUUUAAAUUGCCAGAUGCAGAGAGCUUUGGGGAUGGACAUGACCACAGCGCCCCGCUCCAAAAGCCAGCAGCAGCUACACUCCCCAUCCCUUUCCCCUUCCCACUCCCCAGCCAAACAGCCGCAGCCGCAGCCCCAAGUGGCCACAGGACCAGAGAAACCACCAGGAACUAUGCAGCCAGGCCCCAGGCCAAGUGCUGGUGUCGUGCAGCCCGAGGCUCCCAAACCGCCCCCAGCUUCAGCACAGAGGGAACCACACAGCCAAGUCCAGCCAAAACCUGCUGCUCCUCAGGAAGUGGUGAGGUCUUCCCCUCAGCAUCAACAAACAAAGCCUUCGUCCACUGAUCAGAGAAAGACUGUGGGAGACUCCCCAGCUAAGACUCCAGCCCCUCCUCUCAGCGCUGGGGCACCAGAGCAACCCCAAGAGGGCCUCACCGGGAAACUCUUUGGAUUUGGGGCUUCUCUCUUGACCCAGGCAAGCACACUCAUGUCUGUCCAGCCAGAGGCCACCCCACCAAGUCAGCAGUCCCCUGGCAAAGUGCCUCCAAAAAUUGUCUUCAGCGAUGCCAGCAAAGAAGCUGGCCCUAAAGUCCCGGGCACUGCACCUGGAAUGCAGGGUAAGGCUGGAACUGUCCCAGCUGCAAAGCAAGUGAAAGCAGAACAAGUAAUCAAGCCAAAGGAAGUGCCGAAAGUAAGGGUCUUGUGCCCCCUCUGCAAAGCGGAGAUCAAUGUGGGCUCUGGGGAACCCUCCAACUAUAAUAGCUGUACAACCUGUAAGCAGCAGGUCUGCAACAUGUGUGGAUUCAACCCAACACCUCAUCUGGUGGAGAAAAACGAAUGGCUGUGUUUGAACUGCCAAACUCAGAGGCUGCUAGAAGGAAGCCUGGGAGACCCUGCUCCAAUGCCACUGCCUGCUCCAAAGCAACAGCCAACUGGAUCCCCCCGACACCAACCUGGAGGAAUUGGUCAGCAACACAGAGGAGCCCCUCCGCUUGUAACACCCCAGCAACCCGAAAUGCCGGUUCCUCAAGACAAGCACCUUUCACAUCUCAGGACUUCAGAAAAGAGCAAAUCACCUAGUACUGCCCAAGAAAAAAAGCCUCCUGCUCCAUCAGAAGGAAAGCCACUGCCCAAACACCCUGGAGAGCCUCCAAAAGCCGCUGGAAGUCCAUUGCCAAAGGGGAAAACUACGGCCACAAAACCAGAAGCAGAUAUCAAAGAGAGCACGACUGUAUCUGAAUCUCAGAGAAUGAGAGAGCAGGAGGAAUCCAGUAAGCCUUAUCCCUCAGACCUGUCCCGUAGUCCCCAAAGCUUGAGUGAUACUGGCUACUCAUCUGAUGGGAUCUCUAGCUCCCAGAGCGAAAUCACGGGCUUAGUGCAGCAAGAAGGAGAGCAACUAAACGAAACUGGAAUCAUCGAGCCAAGCCCUCAAAGUCCUUCUGAACUCACUAAGCUGGAAAGCAGCAUGCGGCCUCUAUUGGAGUCCAAGGGCUUGAGCCAAGAGCCAACGGACAGAGGGAAGACAUACCAUGAAUUACGGGAGGAGCAGAAGCAGAGACAGAGGCCACGGUCCCUUUCUAUCACCCCAGAAGCCUUUGAUUCUGAUGAGGAGCUAGAAGACAUCAUGGAAGAAGAUGAAGAUUCCCUAGAAUGGGAGAACCAGAGGGAGCAAAGGGAGAGCAUGGAGUCUUCGGAUGACUUUGGCAGCAAGCUGCGCCAUGACUAUGUGGAGGACAGCAGUGAAGGAGGCUUCUCUCCAUUACCAACCAGGCAGAAAAGCAAAGAGCCCAAGAUGACUGAUGAGGAGUUCAUGAGGAGGCAGCUCCUGGAGAUGAGUGCAGAGGAAGAUAACCUUGAGGAGGAGGAAGAAGAAUAUGAUCACGUAAAAUAUAGCGUUGCAAAAAAUGGACACAAGCCUGACUCUGAAAAAAGCAGAGAGGCUACCUCAUCCAAGAGACGCCUGCCUCACAGCUCUGGCAGCAUAUAUGAGGAAGAAAGAAAAGAGCUGGAAAGUUCCGAAGGUGAUGACAUGACAGCAACUCAGGGUGGCUUACGGCGUUUCAAGACCAUUGAGUUAAACAGCACUAACAACUAUGGCAGAGAUAUCGAGAUCAGCCAAGAGGCAGACAUCAGCCUGGACAGAGAACCUGAACUGGAGAUGGAGAGUCUGACAGGUUCUCCAGAAGAUAGAUCAAGAGGUGAAUAUUCCUCCACCUUGCCAGCAACAACACCCAGUUACACAUCAGGAACCUCUCCCACCUCCAUCUCUUCCUUGGAGGAGGACAGCGAUAGCAGCCCUAGCCGAAGGCAAAGACUGGAAGAGGUUAAGCAGCAGAGGAAAGCCCGGCAUCGCUCCCAUGGUCCUCUGCUGCCAACAAUAGAGGAUUCUUCUGAGGAAGAGGAGCUGCGUGAGGAAGAGGAACUCUUGCGAGAACAAGAGAAAAUGCGAGAGGUGGAACAGCAGCGCAUCCGAAGUACAGCCCGCAAAACUAAAAGGGAUAAAGAAGAGCUGAGGGCACAGAGGAGGAGAGAGAGAUCCAAAACUCCGCCCAGCAAUCUGUCUCCUAUUGAAGAUGCUUCACCCACCGAGGAAUUACGGCAGGCUGCAGAGAUGGAGGAGCUGCAUAGGUCUUCCUGUUCUGAAUACUCUCCUUCUAUUGACUCAGAAGCAGAAGGGUUUGAUGUAAUUGCCUCCAAGCUGUACAAAUCUGGCAGUGAGUACAAUCUCCCAACAUUUAUGUCCCUCUAUUCUCCAACAGAAAAAACUGCUGGCUCUGGGUAUCCCACUAGCAAGCCCCUGAAAAGUGCAGAAGAAGCCUAUGAAGAGAUGAUGAGGAAGGCAGAAAUGUUUCAAAAGCAGCAACCUUCCCAACAAAGCAUCUCCUACAGCAACACCUUUCAGCAAGUAGGCUAUCGUAGUUCAGAAGGCCAAAACAAUUUUGAAUACCAGUACAUCGAUGACUACAGCUAUGACAGCCGAAAUCUGGAUUCUUCACAAGCUGACUACCAAAAUGAACUUUCCAAAUCUGGAGCAGUUUAUGAAGAAAUCCUUCAAACUUCACAGAAUAUCUCCAGGAUGCAUCAGUCCUCUUCUCUGGAUUUGACACUUGAACAGGAAGUAAAGAAGAAAGGGAGAGAAGACGCAUAUCAAGACAAACAGUUUCUGAAUGCAGAGAGCGCUUAUGAAAGUGGCCCACUCACUCCUGGGACAAGUCCUACGCAGCUGUCUGCUCCUGUCUCCUUUUCAUCCACGGAAAGCAGCUCUGGCAGAAUAAUCCCUGAUGUUAGAGUCACUCAGCAUUUUGCAAAAGAGAGUCAUGAGCACGCCAGGCUUCAUAGCUCACCUACUGCACCUAGCUCAGUUUCAAAGAGUGUAACAACACCUUAUUCACACACUAAAGGAACUAACACAGUCACCACUGCUGUUUCUAGUCCAGUAAGCACACCACGGAUCUACAGCACUCCGACAUCUUUGAGCAGCUCAGAUGCACCAUCUGUGUCCACCACUAGCCGAAGUUAUAGUCAAACCAAAGUGACAGCAAGUUAUGGCUCUCAAACAGAAAAUAUUUCCAGGGUCAAGGGUGUGGCAGAGAUCAGUGGGCCAUCAGCAAGAGAGAAGCUCCAAAGUAUGGCUGAGAGCAAGACAAAUGUCCCCAUGUCAACAUCUAAGAUGUAUUCUUUCUACAAAAGCUCCAGCCCGCCACUUUCCCCUUCUUCUCCUACUCAAAGUCCCACUCAUUCUACUCCAAGAGCUGGAAUGACACCCAGUUCAGGGGUGGGAAUUAAAUCCACUGCUGAGUUUUCCACCCAAACGCACAGCACAAUUCUCUCAUAUGAUGUCCCAGCUACUACCGUCCUAUCAACAUCUUCUCCCAUGAUAGCUCAAGGGACACAAACUCCUCACCGGUCUAGCUCCCCUCGACUCGCUAGGCAACAGUCAUCCCAAGAAUCCCCCUUUAUGGUCAUCACAUUAGCAUCUGAUGCAGCUAUUCAAACCAAGCCAGUCAGUGUAAGUUCCUCCAUUUCACCAGCCUCAUCUCCCACCCAUCAAGGGCGCCAGCAAACGGUGCAUAGUUACAGUCAGACAGGAAUCCAUGCAGCGCAACUCCAGCAAGAGCAGCUACAGUCCACUUACACAAAGACACAAUCAGUGCUAGAGAGAGCCUCUGCUUAUAGUUCUGCGGUGCAGAAAGCACAAUCCACUGCUGCUCCGGACAGCUUUCCUGGUGUGUACAGCUGGGGAACACUGCCCGCAGAGAACAUUUCGUUGUGUAGAAUAUCAUCAAUACCUGGGACGUCCAGGGUAGAACCUGGACCCAGGCCACCCGGUAGUAAUAUUGUAGACUUGCGAACAGCAAUAAAGUCAGCUCCAAUCAUUAUAACAGACCAGGGGAUGGAUCUCACAUCCCUAGCUACUGAGAGCAGAAAAUAUUGCCUCACUAUGGACCAGUCACCGAGUCGGCAGUCUACAGCCAUCCAACCAUUAAUUAUCAAUCUUAAUGCCCAGGAACAGCCUCAUGCUAUCAUAAGCACAGCCACCACCGUCAGCAUAACGGUUGCAUCUUCCAUGCUUGUGUCUCAGCCAAAGCAGCCCGCGGUCUAUGGAGACCCUUUCCAGAACAGAAUGGACUUUGGUCAGGGAACAGGAAGUCCAGUGUGCCUGACGCACAUUAAACAAGUAGAACAAGCAGUUCAGACUGGCACCUUCAGAGGAACUGCGAGUGGUGCUGGCAUGUCCCCUUCUGUGGGCCGGCCAGACUCUGCCGGCCCACAGCAAGUAAAAUUUGCAAGGUAUAAUUUGCCCAACCAGAUGACAUCCUUGAUGAAAAAAGAUGCUCAGACCAAUAAUGCACAAAAUAUUGUUAGUGCCAUUCCCAGGCAGUUUCCUCAAGAUCAAAGCUCAGAGGUAUACCGAGGGAUCCCAGUGGAACUGAAGACUCCGACCCCUUCGGUCACCCCUGGAAGCAAGAAAUCUCAGGUGAUGAUGGUGCAGAUGGAUGAGAUUGCAGCAGGCCCUAUCACAAAACUGAUCAAAGAGGAACCUCCUUCCAAUGCACUGGAUCUCACGGGGAUGAAGCCCGAGAGCCAAGUGGCUUGCUGUGAUGUGGUGUACAAGUUCCCAUUUGCAGGCAGCUGCACUGGGGCAUUUAACCCUUCUUCCAAGGGGCCAGAGAAAAAUGGUGGGGACGCAGCUCACAUGGGUAAACCUAGCGGCCAGUACUAUGGAAGCAGAGAACAGGAGGCGUUGGAUACAUACCCUUAUAGAGAGCAACAGGCACCAGGGCCUAACCCAUAUGAAGAGCACCGGUUCUAUCCUCAUGGCCUGUUUGGGAGACUAUAUUCAUCAAUGUCAGAUACAAACCUGUCCGAAAUGGGUUUGAACUAUUACUCAGUUAAAGGAGAGCAGCCCUUCCACUCCCCUGCUGGGGACUCUGCAGUGGAUUUGACAACCAUGAAACAUUCCUACAGCCACAGCUUUGCUGAGGGGGGCUACAUGGGACACGGGAUGCAAUAUGGCUCUUUCUCUGACCUCCGACAACCGAGUGAUUUGCUAAGCCAUUCAUACCCCAUGCGCAGGUACAACUCAGCCUCUAAUAUCUACUCUGAUUAUAGAUAUUCACCAAGAGGGGACUUGACAAAUUUCCAGGAAGCCAGCCUGGCACAUUAUAGUGCUACAACAGCUCGUGAAAUCAGCCGAAUGUGUGCAGCACUCAACUCCAUGGACCAGUAUGGGGGCAGGCAUACGAACAGCCCAGACUUACUCCAGUACGGACAUAGCGCUCUUGGCCCUGGGCCGGGAGGGAGCAGAGGCAUCUCAGCUCAGCAGGGGGCCAUGAAACCCCAUAUGAUGUACAACCCCAAUUUUCCAGAGUCUCGUCCAGGCUUUGGGAACCUGGCCCAAUACAAUCUCUCUAGGCUUGGAGCAGUCAGGCAGGUCCUCCCUUCCACAGCCACCGUGCGAGCUGCUGAUGGCAUGAUUUAUUCAACAAUUAAUACGCCAAUAGCGUCAACCCUUCCUAUCACCACCCAGCCAGCAUCUGUGCUACGGCCCAUGCUCCGAGGCCUAUAUAGGCCCUAUGCUCCAGGUGGUAUCACAGCAGUCCCUCUGGCCAGCCUGACCAGGGUGCCUCUUGUUGCUCCACGGAUGCCCCUUGCAACCCAAGGCCUGUAUCGCUACCCAGUGCCCAGCAGGCUCCCUGCAGUCCCCACAUCAUCGAUGAUGGAAACCCCAAUGUAUUUGGGGAAGCCUGUCAGCACCACUGCACCCAGCACUGCUGCCAGUAGCGUCAGCCCAGCGCCAGCUUCCAAGCCCUCUGCUGCCCCAGCUGUUGGUUUGCAGAGACCUGAGCAGGCAGCGGCCGGCACACGAGAGGAGGGCCCUGCGGCAGCUCCUGGAGCACAGAGUAUUGCCAGGGAGGCGCAGCAGCAGCAGCAGCAGCAGCAGCCCCCCCCACCGCCACCACCACCGCCGCCCCCCCAAAUGCCAAUCCAGAAACAGCAAACAGAAGCUCCACAAUCCAGCAAAGGAGCCACAGAAAGGGAAGAAAAGGAGAAGGAGGAAGAGAGGCAGAGGAAGCAGCAGGAGCAUAUUCUCCAGUUUGAGAGGGAGAGGGUAGAGCUGGAGAAACUGAGGCAGUUGAGGCUGCAUGAGGAGCUGGAAAGAGAGCGCGUGGAGCUGCAGAGACACAGAGAGAAGGAGCAGCUGUUGAUGCACAGGGAGAUCCAGGAGCUGCACUCUAUCAAGCACCAGGUCCUGCAGCAGCAGCAGGAGGAGCGCCAGGCCCAGUUUGCCCUGCAGCGGGAGCAGCUGGCCCAGCAGCGCUUGCAAUUGGAGCAGAUCCAGCAGCUGCAGCAACAGCUGCAGCAGCAGUUGGAGGAGCAGAAGAGGCAGAAGAGCACCUUUCCUCCAGUAUGUGACCAAACAGGGAGGAUUCCUCCCCAGGCCGUGUCCGAGAUAGCCAUAGAAAUGCAAAGGACCUUGGCUCAAAACGGGCAAUAUUGGCCACCCCUAAACCAAGCCUUUAUGGCGACUGCAGCCCAAGGUCAAGAUGGGCAAGGCCAGCCUCCUCCUCCUCCUCCUCCUCCUCCUCCUCCACGCUAUCCUGGGUUCCAGAGGCCCCUCACCAACUCGGCCUCUGAAAUGUCCCUGCAGACGGAAGAUCAGUGGGAAGCUGGCCGAGGGAUAAAGAAGCGGAACUCUAUGCCCCGCCUCCGGGAUGCAUACGACAAGGAGCCUGGCCACGAGCCGUACAUUGUGAAGAAGAUCACAGACAGCAGCGUGCAGACUGAUGAGGAGGAUGGUGAGGAGCGUUUCUACGCCUCCCGGCGACGCCGCACCCGGCGCAGCACUGACUGCAGUGUCCAGACGGAUGAGGAAGACGAUGGUGAGUGGGAACAGCCGGUGCGGCGCCGACGCUCCCGCUUCUCCCGGCACUCCGAUUCCAGCGCAGAAAGCAAGCAAGACUCUUCCACCAAGGGCACAGCCAGUAUCGCCAUCCAAACCAUUAGCCACUGCUCCGUGCAGACGGAACCCGACCAGCUCCACAGGGUGUCCCCUUCCAUCCACAUCACCACUCCUGACCCCAAGGUGGAGAUAGUGAAGUACAUCUCUGCCCCUGAGAAGACCCAGCGAGGAGAGAGCCUGGCCUGCCAGACGGAACCGGAAGUCCAGCCCCAGCCAGGCAUCGUUGUCCCUCAGCUUACUGUGCCUACUACAAUCACGCCUUACUCCUCCAACAUCCAGAUCGUAAGCACAGGCCCCCUGGAUCCCCAUUUGGUCCGGCAGCAAGCACUGGUGAAGAAAAAGCCAGACCCCCUUGAAAUUGGCUACCAGUCCCACCUGCCGACGGAUUCCUUGUCUCAGCUGGUGUCUCGCCAGCCUCCCAAGUCACCCCAGGUGCUCUACUCCCCAGUCUCUCCCCUCUCCCCACAUCGGCUGCUAGAGUCAUCCUUCACGACCAGCGAAAGGCUCAACAAGGCCCAUGUGACCCCACAGAAACACUUCAUGGCUGACUCCACUCAGCGCCAGCAGACCCUACCUCGCCCCAUCAAAACCAUGCAGAGAUCCUUAUCCGAUCCCAAGCCCAUCAGCCCGACGUCAGAGGAGUCUGCAAAGGACAGGUUCUCCUUGUAUCAACACGCAUUGCUCCCUGGCAGCCAGAUUUCCACGCUGCAGUCAAACACCCUCAUUCGGAAAGUGAAGCGGACCCUGCCUAGUCCCCCGCCAGAAGAAGCUCAUCUCCCUCUUGCCAGCCAAGCUCACUCACAGAUGUACAUGCCUGGCCUCAUGCAGAAGGGAAUGGGAGGGCAGCCUGUUCAAGUGACCAAAGCCAGCCUCCUCCGGGAACUUGACCGUGAUCUGAAGCUGGUAGAGCACGAGUCCACUAAGCUGCGGAAGAAACAAGCUGAGCUAGAUGAAGAAGAGAAGGAGAUUGACGCCAAGCUGAAGUACUUGGAACUGGGGAUUCAUCAGAGAAAGGAGUCUUUGCUGAAGGACCGGAAUGUGCGGGAUUAUCCCUACCUGAGGUGCCUGGGAGAGAACAGGGAUUACAUGUCUGACAGUGAGCUCAACAACCUCCGCCUCUCUGGCUACGAGAGUGGCAGUCUCCUGACGAGGCCCAGCACUGCCCCUUCUAACCAAUACACAGACUUCUCCAGCACACAGUACACAUCGGCCUCCUCCUACACCCCAUACCAGUACUCCUCAGGACAAGCUGCUCCCCCUGCUCCAGCCACAUUCCAGCAAACGAGAUUCCAGCCUCCACACUACCCCCCAGGAAGCAAUGGCCCUGCUCAAAAUGGCUUCCAGGCAAGCCAGGUGCCCGCCUACCCUUCCCAAACAACAUACCAGACACACAGCUUCACUCCAAGCACCGGAUAUCAGUCCGAUCUGGGCCUGCAGAGCCAUCAAGGCUUUCGGCCUCCGUACCAGGCUCAGACCACGUAUCCCAGCCAGACCCCUCUGCAGCCUGCUGCACAGAGUGCUCUUUUCCAGACUCAUACAGACACUCACACAAGCUCCCAGAAACCACGGCAGACAUCACUAGCUGACCUAGAGCAAAAGAUCCCCACCAAUUACGAAGUCAUUGGCAAUCCAACUGUGGUGAUCUCUGCCGCCACCCCAGAAGUAACCUAUAGCACCACAACAGUGACCAGCAGCUAUGACCAAUUCAAGGCCCCCGAAGGAAGGCCGGCAGACAGGACUGGUGCAGCUCAAAGUCCCUCCACCAGCUACUCCUCGGACUCUCUCUACACCAACCUAGAGCAGAACAUUCCUCGGAAUUAUGUAAUGAUUGAUGAUAUCAGCGAACUAACUAAAGAGAGCACUACUGGCGAAGGCCAGAAAGGAGACUUGCAGUCGCAGAGCAGCAAUGGACGACAUAUCAAAGACAAAAGUGACCUGACAGAUGCAGAUGUCUCCAGCAGGCCUUGCUGCUACGCAAAGGGAGAAGAGGAGUCUGAGGAAGAUAUGUACGAUCACCAUGGCCCCGACCAUCGGGGGAAAAGCUACCAUAGGGGCACCGAGAGCAAUGGUAGGAUGGCAGGUAGCACUGGCUCCUACUACUAUGGGGACAGUGAUUACAGACACGCCUCUCGCUCAGACAAGCAUGGGUCCAGUACGGGAGUACAGAAGCACUCCUCGAAAAACUUGGCCCCAGCUGUCAUCUCUUCCAAACGCAGCAAGCAUCGGAAACAAGGUAUGGAGCAGAAGAUCUCCAAGUUCUCCCCCAUAGAAGAAGCCAAAGAUGUAGAAUCAGACCUAGCCUCCUAUACAGUGACCACAUCUGUUAGUAGCAGCAGUGUGGCAUCCAGAGCAAAGAAGCUGCAAGACGACAUCACUUAUGGCCUCAAGAAGAAUGUAUAUGACCAGCAGAAAUACUACGGCACGUCCAGCAGGGAUAGGGAUAUGAUGGAAGAAGAUGACAGGGCAUAUAGCGGUGGCCGAUCCAGAUCCUCUGGUUACGUGUCAGAGAAGCAGUCAAACCGUGAGAUCAGGAGUAGGUCCUACGAGAGAGAAAGCAUGGAGAGACCUCCGAAAGGAAGCUCCAAGCCUUCUUCUCUCAGUAUGAGUCAGAGUCGCGGGCGACCUCCAAUUCGCACACAAACAUCGGAAGAAGAAAGCCCUGUCAGUCCUUUGGGGAAAUCCAUGGGUGUAUCGCGGUCCUCAGGUGGACCUCUCCCUCAGUCUGCUGGAGACAGCUGCUCCCAGUUCUGCUCCAGUCACUCAUUGCCUGAUGUACAAGAACAUAUCAAAGAUGUGCCAAGAACCCACUCUUACAAGCAUGAGGAAGGUUACAUCAUGGAUGAUUCACAUUGCGUAGUUUCAGACAGCGAAGCCUAUCACUUGGGUCAGGAAGAGACAGACUGGUUUGAUAAGCCGCGGGAACCUCGUUCAGAGAGGAUGAGGCAUUAUGGUGGCCACUCCUCAUCCUCCCAGAAAAGGGCUCCAAUUAAACAUACCUACCAUGACUAUGAUGAACCCCCAGAUGAAGACUUGUGGCAUCACGAUGACUAUUCUCACCCACGUCACUCCUCUUCCAAAGAACACAGGCACCAUGGAGACUAUGGCAGGCAUUCCUCCUCCACCACCUCCUCCCGCCAUGCCAGCGAUGAUCUGCCCAGGAGGUCAUCUAGGCAACAUCCGAGAGAUCCCGGCCGCCAUGAAUCACGUGGACAUGGCCAGCCCUCUGCCCAGAAGAAGGCUCAGCAAGCCGAUAUGAGAGCACAGCCAGGUUAUCCCUCCAGCUCCUCAGAGUACUCCCAGCAGUCUCGACAGCCAUCUGGUUACCAUCAUCCCGCAGAGCCCCAGAAAUCACAGAGGCAGACGCAACAUGGGCCGCCAUCUCAGCAGCCAAAAUCAGAGCCUCUUCCCCACCAACAGCAGCAGCAGCAGCCAAGGCAGCAACAAGUAGGGCAGCCACAGCCGCAGCAGCAACCAUCCCGGCAGCAGCAACAGCCAGGCAGACAGCCGCAGCUGCAUCCAACAGGCCCUUCUCAGCAGCCUUCUCAGCAACAGCAACAGCAACAGCAAGCUAGGAUGCAGCAGCCGCAGCAGCCGCAGCAGCCGCAGCAGCCACCACAGCCGGUGACCCCAGCCCAACCCUCCUUGCGACCAGCCCAACAGCAGCCUGGCCAGCCCCAGCCAGUAAGCAAACCACAGUCAACCCAAGCACAACCUAGCGCUCACCAGGCAGGACCACCUAAAGCAGAGCAGAUGGAUGCAUCCAAACCUACCACAAAAGUGCCACAGGUGGGGAAAGUACCCCAAACACAGCCACAGGGAAUAGCAGCAGGAGGCAUUAAAUUGGGUCCCAAACCAGCAGGAGCACCCACCUCUGCAGGUGCAGCAGCUGGACAGCCAGGAGCAGAGGGAGAAAGUGUCUUCUCCAAAAUCCUGCCAGGAGGGGCAGCAGAACAAGCAGGCAAAUUGACAGAAGCUGUGUCAGCUUUUGGCAAGAAAUUCACGUCAUUUUGGUGAGAGGACACCACUGGGAGUUUGGGAGAAUAAGUGGAGAUCUCAUCAUUGCACUGGAAAAACCUAUGAAGAAUCCAUUGGAAUUCAGUCUGCCGCUCCAGACUCUGGGUAUAACACUUUUGAAACCAUGGAAAACCACUAGUUUACGAGUUUGAAGGUGGAAGAGGUGUUUAUACAGAUGUCUGCCUGUGGAUCCCACAACAAGCUCCUUGAGGACAUCUGAGCCAACUGUUCCAAAAGGCUUUCAGAAGCCACCUGUUGUCAACUCCACUGGUGUUGUGUGAGCCCCGAGGGGGUGAAGGCAAGUUCUUAGUUUGAGAGGAUGUACAUAAAAGACACAUUUACAGAACAUAAGUCUAAUCCAACGUGUCACACAGACUGACCACUUCCCUGAUGCUGGAGGAGAUGACUGGACUCCAGAGACUACUCAUGGCUGUGGUUCCACUUGUGCCUAGGGUCUAAUGUUGGGUUAGGGUUGGGAGCCAUGGCCCUUUCUCGAGAUUAUACACAGAGUUUCUCUCUUAUUGAAUUUUAACUCUAGAGUCUUCAUAGGUUUUUCCCGCUCUCCAAGAUGUACUUGAGCCGAGGGCUGGGAGCUCGACGCUCCGUUCUCCUUCACAUUCCAGUUUGCCCUGUCAAUCCCUCCACCUGCACAGUGUUUGUUCCCUCUCAUCAUCCCUGCAGUGGAAAGCAUGGGACGAAGAGAACUCCGACUAGGACCUAACACUGUUUCACUACUGAGAUAAAGAGGCCAUAGGACUCUGAAAGGCAGUGCGAACUGGCUGACUAUUGACUGAAGCAAAUGCUGGCCAGGCAUGUCUAUCAGCCACCCAAAGCCAUCCUGAAGCCAUUCUAAAGCAUUCAAAUGGCAGUGCUUUCCAUUGUUAGUGUUGCGCAUUGUUUUACGUAUGCCUGGGGAUUAUUUUUAUUUCAGAAACAGCCUUAAUCAUUCCACUUUUAUUUACGUGUAUACCUCAUCAACGCCCAGCAAUUGGGAGUUUGGAUUUUGUUUUUGUUUUUCGAUUUUUUUUGUGAGGUUCCUUUUUUGUUUGUUUUUUACUUUGUAUCGAACAUUUUGUUUUCCUCUUUGCUUUGUACUGAGUUAGCACAUGGGCUGUUGUCGGUAGAAGCAAUAGAGUGCAGAAGGCUAUAAAGAGCACAAUCCAGCGUGAUGAGAUCAGGAGUGUUUGCCUCUGCCAUCCUCCUUCCUACUACUGUGCAAUUCAAGUCCUUCUUAAGCCAUUACCAGUGGGCAUGCUCAGAACGACGGAGGAGCUACGUGGAGCAGGAUGUCAUCGGACCUGCCAGUACGGAGCUCUUUGCGCUGUAACCUGCGAGAGCCGAAAGGAAAACCCUGUGAAACAGCUCCUUUUUUGCCGUAAAGCAUUCAGCAAGUGUACAGAUGCUCUGGUUCCCAUUUGUUGUUUGUGCUGUCUGUUUCCCGCCCGUCUCUCGUCCACGCUGAGCAUGCUCAAGAACAACAACUCAUUGGUGUGACCCAUAGGAGCUUCCAUUCACCGUGGGUAACAGCAAAAUGAUUCUCAUGUCUAAUGUUCUAUGCAAUGAAAUAACAAAAAUUUUAAAAAACAACUGUUAAUAUUUAAUAAGUUCAAUGUUAUGUAUAAGGAUUUAAUUGCAAAUGUGCUAUCGAGAAACUGGAUAGAUACCUUUAUAUCGAACACCUGUGUGUAUGAAGUUCUCAAUUAGUGGCAUGCUUGACCCAUUCGAGGGACACUUUUGCCAAAGGGUAGCCAUAGAGCCAGUGACUGUCUCUGUCUGUUGUAGAGCAUGGCUUGCUACUUCUCUGCACGGUUUCAUCUUCUUAGAAUGCUUGCCGUUCUUUGCUUGAGGUUAAUUUAUUUUUCUCUCCAGUUGGUUCAUCUUCUCUAUUGAAUGCCAUUAGCAGAUUUAUGCACUUGUUAUUGAAGGCCUGUUAGUGACACCAUGAAGCAUAACUAUCCUGCAGAAUGUAACAUCAGAUGUUCUCCACUGAACUAUGUUAACUCUCUCCCCUUUGCCACAUUUAGUAG